Molecule: messenger RNA, 1089 nt
Organism: Trypanosoma grayi
Lineage: Eukaryota; Euglenozoa; Kinetoplastea; Trypanosomatida; Trypanosomatidae
Exons: 1
Coding region: 1-1089 (362 amino acids)
Source: RefSeq, a predicted model, not a curated record
AUGUGCCGUCUCUCUCGGUUACUACAGACGGAUAGUUUCUUAUCCAUUGACGAGAUCAAACAGCGGGCCGUUGGUAUCCUUCAAUCGCCACUGCUGCAAGUGGCAAUGACGUACCCGGAGCGAAUUGUACUCCAACUCGGUCCUACGAUUGACAUUGAGGCAGCUGAAGAGGAUCGGCUAUAUUUGGGUGGAGCAUCGCGCUGCGAAGUCCACGAGGUUCUUGGGGUAAAGUUCGUGCUUUCGGACGAGGAGGUGGCACAGCACCUGCGGUCGCGGAGCGGUAGGCUUAGUGACUUAACCGACGAGCAACUGCGUGAGGAGCGGGUGAAGCUCAAAGAGCUGCAACCUUUGCGGCGGCAAAAAUUUCGUCGAGCUAUCGUUCGGGAGGAGUUCCGGCGUCGCUACCCACAUGGGAACCCUUUCUUGAACCCCGAUGUUGUGGCCUUGCAUAUUUAUGAUCAAAUGGUGCCGGGUGUGUGGGUAAAUAGUGCGACCUUGCGUGAGACGUUAUUACCAGAUGGUGGAAAAGGCGCAAUGCAUGUUGGGGUCGAUUUUUUUGAUAAAUAUCCUCACCUGUUUAUUACACAAAGUGUCACCACAACUUCUGUUAACGUGAUGCGUCGGGAACAGGACAUGGAAGAUGUUCAAAGUGAUGGGGAUAAUUGGAAUAGCAUGGUGUUCCGGGACGAAGACAUUCUGUUGCUUCUACUGCCGCGUCUGAGCAACAAGAGGGAUGAUUGGGGCGACAACAAGUGGAUUGAGGUGCUCACAGCGCUCUUGCCACGCCAUGUGUUCAAGUACAUGCAGCGUCGAAGGGGGGGUGCAGUGGGCUGUCUUGAGACCAUACUUCGUCGAUACCCUGAGGCGUUCGAAGUCAUGGAGGUGGCGCAAACCAACUGCAUUGAAAAGCCGCGUGUGAAAGUGCGAUUGCAUCAAGAUGGAAUCAUGAGACUCGGGCCGAAGCUCUUAAAUGAGUUGCAUGGUGCAGGGAAAGGUGAGGAUUUGGUACAAGAGAAGGAAGAGCAAGAGAGUAGUGGUGUUGGUGUUGGUAUUGGUGCCGAAGGCGUCAGUGAGGUACCGCACCACUGA